AUGGCUCUCCUGGACUACACUAGCAGUAGCCUAGCUUAUGCUAUCUCUCUCAUUACUUCCUCGGUUCUCAUUUACGCGAGUUACCUCAUACUCCUGCAUCCCCUACGCAAAUUCCCCGGGCCACCGCUUGCCAGGGUCACCGAUUGGUUCGCUGGCGUCCACGCCUUCAAGAAGGACCUGCACCUGGAAAUCCUGAGAACCCACGACAAAUACGGUGAUCACCAGCCCUACAGCCUAGGUGAGUCUUCCAUUGCAGUGCAAGAAGUUGGCUCCAUUCACAUAUCCUCCCCCACGUGCAUGCAACAGAAGCUGAGUUCUGCAGAAAUCUACCAGAACGGUCGAGUCUCCAAGUCGCAUACCUACGGGUCUGCCGUUCGGAACAAUGUAGAUAAUGUCUUUACCGCCCGCGAUAAAAGGGUGCAUCAAGCCAAGAGGAAGAUGAUCUCUCCAGCUCUGACGGAGCGAGCUGUCAAGUCUUUCGAGCCAUCCCUGACCGAGCAUAUUACCGUGUACCUGAAGCAAAUUCUCAAUGCCUCGCAAGCUUCCAAGCCAGUCAACAUGUCAGAGCGAGCCAGGUACCUUGCUCUGGACAUUGUGACUCAGCUCAGCUUCGGCUACGCCCUUCAAGCCCAGACGAGCGACGAGAAUCACUUUGUAUCGAACGCCUUGGCUUUUGGACUCUGGCGGGGGAACGUCUGGCACCAUCUCUUCUUCCUCUCAAAGUUCUGGGUCUAUAGCAUAUGGGACCGGGUCUUCUUUGAGUCUCGGGAGAAAUACUCCCAGCUGUUGGAUAGGAUGAUACGAUCUCGUAUGGCCCGGGGCACGAACGGCGAACGCGACUUCUAUUCCUUUAUAUCCGAGCUCGAUCCGGACCCAGACAAUGUGCGAAAGGGAGGGCUUUGGUGGGAGGCCCAUUUCCUUGUCGUUGCAGGGUCAGACACCACGGCGACGACGAUAGCCGCCACUCUCUUCUAUCUGUCUCGGAACCCUCGAUGCUACCAACAGCUGGCCAACGAGAUCCGUUCCACCUUCACAUGCACGCAGGACAUCAAAGGCGGGCCUCAGUUGGCGAGUUGCCACUACCUUCGUGCAUGCAUUGACGAAGCCCUGCGUUUGUCGCCCCCAGUCCCAGGGACACUAUGGAGAACACAAGACCCGGACGACGACCAGCCUCUGGUUAUCGACGGGCAUGUCAUACCGAAAGGCACCAUCUUCGGUGUCAGCUCAUAUGCGAUCCAUCACAAUGAGGCAUAUUUCCCUAACUCCUUCGCUUUCAAGCCGGAGCGGUGGCUCGAGGGGCAUACUGCGGGGGGCAAGCACACGUCUGAUGCCUUUGCGGCCUUUUCAGUCGGUGCUCGUUCCUGUGCAGGGAAGCCCAUGGCCUACCUAGAACUCAGCCUCGUCAUUGCAAGAAUGUUAUGGUACUUUGACUUUGAGCCAGCUUCCGGCUCACUAGGUGAAGUUGGGGGCGGCAUGGCGGGUGGCCCCACGGGUAGGGAGAGGCUGGGCGAAUUCCAGCUGGAGGACAUCUUCACCGCGCGACACGACGGUCCCUACCUCGCCUUCCAUCCCCGAGGAGAACUGUGGAAAGAACUGGAGUCGCCGUCCUGA
This is a messenger RNA of Anthostomella pinea, 1611 nucleotides long. The record is from the annotation of a GenBank genome assembly. NCBI's taxonomy places the organism in Eukaryota, Fungi, Ascomycota, Sordariomycetes, Xylariales, Xylariaceae.